Molecule: messenger RNA, 1797 nt
Organism: Nerophis lumbriciformis (worm pipefish)
Lineage: Eukaryota; Metazoa; Chordata; Actinopteri; Syngnathiformes; Syngnathidae
Product: monocarboxylate transporter 2
Biological process (GO): plasma membrane lactate transport
Cellular component (GO): basolateral plasma membrane
Molecular function (GO): lactate transmembrane transporter activity
Source: RefSeq, a predicted model, not a curated record
ACACACACACACACACACACACUAAUACACACACUAACACACGCACACACACAGAGCGGCAUCUUUCUCCUCCAAGGUCGCGGCGCCGGGACGGGCACAGACGCACCUUUUAUUCCCCCUUUUGAAGCGUUGUCCAGGUCCGGCGAUGCCGCCCCCGGUCACUGGUCCCCCCGCCGUGCCCCCGCCAGACGGCGGCUGGGGCUGGGCCGUGGUGCUGGCCUCCUUCAUCUCCAUCGGCUUCUCCUACGCCUUCCCCAAGGCCAUCACGGUCUUCUUCAAAGACAUCCAGGUCAUCUUCGACGCCUCCUACAGCCAGAUCGCCUGGAUCUCCUCCAUCAUGCUGGCCGUCAUGUACGCCGCAGGCCCCAUCAGCAGCAUCCUGGUCAACACGUACGGCUGCAGGCCCAUCGUCAUGAUGGGCGGCUGCUUGUGUGCACUCGGCAUGACUCUGGCCUCCUUCUGCACCAGCGUGGUGCAGCUCUACCUCUGCAUCGGAGUCAUCGGGGGACUGGGCUUGGCAUUCAACCUGCAGCCAGCUCUGACCAUGAUCGGCAAAUACUUCGCCAAGAAGCGUCCUAUCGCCAACGGUCUGGCCAUGGCAGGGAGUCCGGUCUUCCUCAGCACCUUGGCGCCCCUCAACCAGUACCUCUUCAACCACUUUGGCUGGAGAGGAAGCUUCCUCAUCCUGGCCGGCCUGCUGCUCAACUGCUGCGUAGCGGGGGCGCUCAUGAGGCCGCUGGGCCCGCCGCCGUCCAAAGUGAAGAAGGAGGUGUGCGUGACCACGGUCACCAAGGAGGAGCGCAGCGCCUGGAAAGUUCUGAACAAGUACCUGGACCUGACGCUCUUCAGGCAUCGUGGCUUCCUCAUCUAUCUUUCUGGCAACGUGAUCAUGUUCCUGGGCUUCUUCGCGCCCAUCGUCUUCCUGGCGGCGUUCGCCAAGGACAUGGGCGUGGACGAGUACUCCGCCGCCUUCCUGCUCUCCAUCCUGGCUUUCGUGGACAUGUUCGCCAGGCCCUCCAUGGGUCUGCUGGCCAACUCGCGCUGGGUCAGGCCCAAGAUUCAGUACUUCUUCAGCUUCGCCGUGCUUUACAACGGCGUGUGCCACAUCCUGUGCCCGCUGGCCGAGACCUACACGGGCCUGGUGGUCUACGCCGUGUUCUUCGGCUUUGCCUUCGGCAUGGUGAGCGCCGUCUUGUUUGAGAGUCUCAUGGACCUGGUCGGCCCUCAGAGGUUCUCCAGCGCUGUGGGCCUCACCACCAUCGUGGAAUGUUGCCCCGUCCUCCUGGGGCCACCUUUAGCAGGCAAACUGGUGGACGUCAGCAAGACUUACAAGAGCAUGUACUUUUGCUGUGGGGCCGUGGUCAUCGUGGCCAGCGUCUGGCUCUUCAUCGGCAACUUCAUCAACUACAGACUGUUGGACCGCGAGCGCAAGCAGGCCCAGCAGUACACACCGGCCGGCACCGAAGACCCGGACCUGGUGGGGAAGGAGGCGCAGGGCGGGGCCAAGAAGCAGCCAGACCAGGAGAAAGACCAGGAGAAGGGCCAGGAGCCCAUGCAGAGGGAAACCAACAUGUGAAGAGAAGACCACCAGAGCUUCCCUAAAAAAAGGGUCAGCGAUGAUCAAUCCGAAGCCAAGAGGUGCCUCGUGGUGUUCCACCUGGCUCUGUCCGGGGUCCUCUCAACUCUUAACUGCCAAACCAACACACAUGCUGCUGAAAUUUAAACUAGGGAAAUUAUAUAUAUAUAUAUAUAUAUAUAUAUAUAUAUAUAUAUUUAUACACACAUAUAUGCUCAAUA